CAAGGUGGGGCUUAGGUGCGCUCUUGAAGCAAUUAGGAUCCGGAAGAACCGAUGGCAGAUCUGAGAAAAUGUGAUAGUGCGAGGAUCGUAAAUGUGAUCGAAUAACAACACAAUGUAACGCACAGAAGCACAGCCGUGUUCGCUGUCGGUCACGAUCACUGUGCACUUGCACACUUUACGAAUCUCAGACUGGGUUGUGAUUGCAGUUUCGGUUUGAGCGGUGCGGCAGCGAGAAGCACGUUCUGCCGGUUAUUCUCAGGUGGCACCCGAGCGAGUGGUGCUGUGUGGUUUGCCUUUGUUGCGCAGGGAGGAAUCUGAGAGAAGACAACUCCAUUAUAUAUAUAUAUAUAAUUUUUUAAUUCUAUAUGAAAAGAAAGAUGUGGGGAGCAGCUGUAAUAACCGUUGCAGUGCUUUGUCAUGGGGCGCGCUUACGUGCGACAGAUGCUGCUGAGAUGGUGACAGUGGACAGGCUGGCGACGGUGGGAGAAAGCGUGGUUUUGUCUUGCAACAACGCCGCGGUGAAUGCAACCCCUGGUGUAACAGAAUGGUCAAAGGAUGGCAGGCUUGUUCUGCGCCACAACUCUACCUCCACGGAGAAGUUUGUUGUGGACAGCCGCCUCUCCAUUGUGAACAACAGUGCCUUGCAGAUCAGCAAAGUGUGGGGUUCAGACGAGGGCGUGUAUGUGUGUAACGUAACACCGUCAGACAUCAAGGAGCAGAAGCAGCAUGGUAUUAAACUGGUGAUAGUCAGUGGCCCAGAUGCUGUAUCUGUUAAUAUCACACCCGCAGUUGUUCUUCGCAAUGGAACAUAUUACACAGUCCAGGGUUCAGAGGUCACCUAUACCUGCUCCAGCCAAUCCUAUCCAGCACAGGAGCUUUCCUGGGUGUUUGAAGGGCUGGCAUCGAAGCCUGUUAAGGUCGCAUCAGGGAAGGGAACCUCGCUUGGCUUCAAGAAGAUAAAUGUUAUACCAAUUGACCAAGGGAACUACAGCUGCUCAGCCAGAAACCCUGUUUCUGGAAAAACUGUGACGUCAAGCAUUGCAAUGCUGGUUUACUAUUAUCCACGCCAUGCACCCCAGUGCUCUUUCGAAACGGGGAGCAACGCCUCUGAUUUGCUGCUGCACUGCAGCUGGACCGGGGGCUACCCUGAGCCCACACUGCAGUGGAAACACGACGAUGAGGAGACUUCAGGAGACUGGCAGCCUGUGCUUGGUGCCUCUGCAGCGAACGCCAGCCUGGAUGUGACGAUGAGCAGGACUCAGCUGCACGACGGACAAGUGCUGAAGUGUGUGGGGGAGCACCCGGCCAUCCUGCCCAGAAUGGAAAUCUCCUGCUCAGUAAAGUUAAAGGCUCCUUAUCCAGAGGGAGAGCCCAUGGUCACUGGGAUCAGCAAACAGAAUGUAACCUUAACCUGCCAGGACAAAGACGCCCGCCCUCCUCCUAAAAUCACGUGGCUGAGGAGCAUGAAACGGGAGGAGAUCGUCCCCAGCUCCAAGUACAUCAUCUCUCAGAGCGAGGCUGUCUCAACCCUAGUAAUAAGCAGCUGCUCCAAGGAGAACGAUGAGGGCUUUUACUUCUGUAGAUCAGAGAACCCUGUGAGGGUGCGGGAGCUGGAAGUGCAUCUCUUGAUAAAGUCUUCUGCAUACAAUGUUGGUGGAUUAAUUGGGGUAGUCCUUGCCAUUGUAAUUGUUGGUUCUGGGGGAAUAAUUGGUGCGUUCGUGUAUUUGAAUCGGGAAAGAAUAUUCCUCGGACACCCUGUUUGGAGCGAGGAGAGGAACGAUGUGCUAAUGCUGGUGGACUCGGAUGACGAUGUCCCGUUUGAGGAUGAUGUUUCAGGAUUAACUUCGGUAAUCAACGGGCACGCCACGCCAGUGGUGAACAACCACCACACUCCCCACGCCGACUGUGAGGAACCACAGAUCCACGUCGAAGAGCCACCAGAACAAGAUAUCACAGACACAUGAAGAAGACUCGGCCGUUGUCUUUUCUAAAAGCAGAUGAAUGCACAGCUGAUCAGGGAGAUUUGUUUGCUACUUUUUUUUUUUUUUAAAUAAAACAUUUUUUUAUUAAUGGCAGUAGCCGCUUUGGAGAAGGGGGGGGGGGGGGGGUUGGGCCUUUUGCACAAAAUUUUAGUCAUCAUAAAUCAUAACGGUAUAGGGACUUGUGAUUAUAGUUAUGCUUUUUAUAUCCCACUGUUUGUCUUAUGGGAGAUAAUACAUGUGUGUGUUUGUAUAUAUUUUAAAUACAAUUGCAUUUUCAAGGUGUUCAGGACUGUUUAUCUUAUUGUGUAUUCCAAUCUUAUAUAAUUGCACUGUAUAAUCUUUUCUGCAUUGAAUUGAAAUUCACUCGUGGGUUCUGUCUGAGGGGCCAGGUGCUGUCUUGCAGUAGGAGAAACGCACAUGAAUUAAUCAGACCAUGUCUGCAGUUGUCUCAGCACCCCACACCUGUUAAACAUGCGUGCCUUGGUGCAGCCUUGCCGCCGUGGGCCGUUCACAAAGCUUUAAGUAUGGUACAUUUUGAAAUGUUAUUUAUAAAAGAUAUGGGAACCUAUUCUAGAAUAUCAAACUUUCUUUAUUUCAUUCGUAAACCCCGACUUGGAAAUCGCAUUCUUAACAAGCUUAAACGUUUGUGAACAGGGUAUAUAAUCUAAAAGGAAUAAAAAAAAAAUUGCAGUAUGAAAAUGUGCCUUUGCUUUUG
This is a messenger RNA of Polyodon spathula (Mississippi paddlefish), 2697 nucleotides long. RefSeq names its product V-set and immunoglobulin domain-containing protein 10-like. Gene Ontology annotation, molecular function: cell adhesion molecule binding. Lineage: Eukaryota; Metazoa; Chordata; Actinopteri; Acipenseriformes; Polyodontidae. Gene Ontology annotation, biological process: cell-cell adhesion. The coding region runs from base 366 to 1964 and encodes 532 amino acids. Gene Ontology annotation, cellular component: cell-cell junction. The record is from RefSeq and is a predicted model, not a curated record. The transcript is spliced from 9 exons.